Molecule: messenger RNA, 3567 nt
Organism: Perca fluviatilis (European perch)
Lineage: Eukaryota; Metazoa; Chordata; Actinopteri; Perciformes; Percidae
Gene: ganc
Product: glucosidase, alpha; neutral C
Exons: 25
Coding region: 166-2868 (900 amino acids)
Biological process (GO): N-glycan processing; carbohydrate metabolic process
Molecular function (GO): carbohydrate binding; alpha-1,4-glucosidase activity
Source: RefSeq, a predicted model, not a curated record
GACAGGACAGGAAGUCUGGUUGGUGGUGUAGCAGCAAUCACACCCUCUGUGUGAUCGCUGCUGUCCUGUUUCUCACUCUGUCAAUGUCAAGAAGAGUUUACACACAAAAAUAAUGUAGUAAAUGCUCAAACCAGAAGACCACAACUCGACUGAUGUCUGCUCGAAAUGGCGGAAGCGAACCAACCAAUCGUUAGUGUUGUUCCUGAUGAUGAAGGGAAAGAAAAGUUCAAGAAGAGUGACCAUGUUGCUUUUUACAGGCGACAGAUGGAGGGCCCCAACUUGCAGCACCGAGCCCUGUUGGACACCAUGGUGCUCACAGAGAAGGGGGCACGUUUUAAACUGUUGGAACCUGACACACAGACCACACUGCUUCUUUCUGUGUCACCUUGCAAAAAUGACACUGUGAGGAUAUUAAUAGACGAACUGCAGCCCAUUAAAGCACGCUACCGAGUUCCAGAUGUGAUAACGGAGGAACCGCAGGUUGAACAGUUGAGAGUGGAGAGACAGUCUAAGGACUCGGUCACCCUCUCUUGGUCUUCGGGACGUCACCAGGUUUGUGUGUGGCAUUUCCCUUUCCGACUGGAGAUCCUGUGCGAGGACAAAGCGAUUGUUACGUUCAACUCCAAAGGCAAACUGUGGCUGGAGGCGCUGCGGGAUCCGCCCGGGGCCACAUCUCGUGGUAGUGAGCUUCAAGAGGACCACACAAGUUUAUUAUGGAAAGAGACUUUCAGGCAGUUUGUGGAUAUCAAAGCUAAUGGUCCCAGUAGCAUUGGGGCUGACCUCUGUCUCCACGGCUUCAGUCAUGUGUACGGUCUCCCAGAGCACGCUGACGGCCUUCAGCUCAGAGACACCAGAGAUGGUGAACCUUACCGGCUGUAUAACUUGGAUGUCUUUGCGUAUGACUUGUACAGCCGCCUCGGCCUGUAUGGGUCGGUGCCGCUGUUGGUGGCCCACAAGCCCGACAGGACUUUGGGUGUAUUUUGGCUAAACGCAUCCGAAACGUUUGUGAACGUUCAUUACAGCCCAUCUGGCCAUCAGGAUGGCCAAACACCCCCAGUGAAGAGGAGGCGGGUGGAGCCUCAGACUGACGUCCACUGGCUGUCAGAGAGUGGUGUGAUUGACUGCGUGGUUCUGCUCGGACCCAGUCCACAGCAGCUGUUCACCCAGUAUGCUCAGCUGACGGGGUAUCAAGCCCUACCCCCUUUGUUUGCACUCGGGUACCACCAGUGCCGCUGGAACUACGACGACGAAGCUGACGUGAAGGCUGUAGAUGCUGGAUUUGAUCGCCACGGCAUCCCGUACGACGUCAUCUGGCUGGAUAUCGAGCACACGGACGGGAAGCGUUAUUUUACCUGGGACUCUGCUCUUUUCCCCGAACCAGCCGGCCUGCAGCGCCACCUAGAGAAGAAGAAGAGGAAGUUGGUCGUUAUAAGUGAUCCCCACAUCAAGGUUGACCCUGAUUGGUUGUUGUACUGUGAGGCCAGAGACGGACGGCAUUUUGUCAAGAACAGACAGGGGCAGAUCUAUAAGGGCUCGUGCUGGCCUGGGAAGUCCUCCUACCUUGACUUCAGCAGUUCAGACACUCGGGCAUGGUACUCCAGAUGUUUCGGCCUGGAUAAGUACAAGGGAUCAACGCCAUCGUUAUUUGUGUGGAAUGAUAUGAAUGAACCGUCUGUGUUCGACGGGCCAGAGCAGACAAUGCCGAAGGACGCAGUGCAUUAUGGGGGCUGGGAACACCGAGAAUUACACAACCUGUACGGCUUCUACCAGCACAUGGCAACAGUGGAGGGCCUGAUCACUCGCUCAGGGGGCUUGGAGAGACCUUUUGUCCUUUCACGCUCGUUCUUUGCCGGGUCACAGAGACUUGGAGCGAUAUGGACAGGGGACAACGUUGCCAGUUGGGAGUACCUGAGAAUCUCCAUCCCAAUGCUGUUGUCUCUAAGUGUGGCAGGGAUCGCAUUCUGCGGAGCGGAUGUCGGUGGGUUCGUUCAGGAUCCGGAGCCGGAGUUGCUGGUGCGCUGGUACCAGGCGGGCGCCCUGCAGCCGUUUUUCAGAGGUCACUCUGCCAAGGAGACAAAGCGCCGGGAGCCCUGGCUGUUUGGAGAGGAAGUCACCGCUGCAAUCCGCACUGUGAUCCAACAGAGGUACUGUUUGCUGCCAUACUGGUACACUGUGUUCCACCAGGCUCACACCUCUGGUCUGCCUCCACUCAGACCUCUGUGGGUGGAGUUCCCGAGAGAACACAGCACCUUGACUGUGGACAACCAGUAUAUGAUUGGAGGAGCACUGCUGGCCUGUCCUGUAACUGAGGCGGGUGUUCAAGAAGUCAAAGUCUUAAUUCCUGGAUCCGGUGAGGUUUGGUAUGACGUCCACUCUGCGAAGGCGUAUAACGGAGGCAGGACUCUGAGUCUUCCAGUCACCUUGGACACUGUUCCUGUGUUCCAGCGUGGCGGCUCGGUGGUCUGCAGGUCAGCAGGAAGUGGCUCCUGUACAGCUGAACUCCAGCAGCUCCCCCUCUCCAUCACUGUGGCCCUCAACUCUCAGGAAGUGGCUGAUGGGGAGUUGUACCUGGACGACGGCCACUCCUUUAGCUACCGUGACAACAAGGCCUUCUGCCUGCGCAGGUUCACCAUGCUGUCAGGCCGUCUGCUCUGCCGUCCUGCCAGUGGAGGAGCGUUUGACUGCGUUACUGUCGUACAGUCAGUCACCGUCCUGGGAGUGAAGAGCAAACCGUCCACAGUGGUUGUGCAUGUGUCAGGUGCUAAAGACACCUGUGCUGCCUUUGAAUACAUGGAGACCUGCUGCAUGCUGACAGUGAACAAGCUGAAGCUCAGAGUGGCGAUGGACUGGGAGAUACAGAUAGGUUAACGGUCAAUGUGUCAGUCACUCAUUUUAAAAGCUUAGCAAAGUACACUUGAUUGAAUAGAUUUGAAAUGAAGACUUGUUUAUGCAAACUGGCACAUGUGUAGCUACAAACAAGCAAGUCAAAAAAUAAGUGCAAAAGGGACUACACACACUGCUCCACGAUUAUAUUUUAAUCAUUUUACUUGUAUUGAACUUCAGAUUUUUUGUUGUUGUUGAAAACCUCAGACUUACAGGUUGGCAAAUCCCUCCACCGACUUCUGCUUCAUCGAGUACUGUACUUCGUUUAAGUCUGCGUCUAUAGUAGGGCUGCACAAUAUAACGCUUUUUUUACCGUCUUUGCAGUAUCAACUGGCGCGAUAUACACAUCCCGAAACACUGCAACAUAUCGCAAACUUAACGGUUAGUUGAAAGAAAAUAAUCAGCAGAAAACUGCACUUUAAAAUGUAAAGUUAUUCGUUUUUAGUAGUGCCUUUAAUGUCAUUUAAUGUUUAAUUUUCGUCAUAUUGUGUAGCCCUAGUCUAUGGUCACAAACAUCAAAAGAACAAAAGACAUUUUAACCUAGGAACGAUGAGUUUAUUUUAAAUUAUCAAAGAUCUCAAGUUUGAUCGCUAAUAAUAAUAAAUGAGAAAUGACGUGUGGUUUAAAAGUUGUGGAGUGAAAGUUUACUGAAUAAAGGGUGCACUCAUGUGCAGUUUCUUGUUG